UGAAGUUAUGCUGCGACAGUGAUUUUGGACUUUGUGUUCGAGUAUAAACCUUUUGAAACGGCGUCCAUACUUACUCCUGAAUUAUUAGCACACAAGUAAGAUGUUCUUGUUCGUUCGAAACGCUGCUACAGUUGUUAUUUCUCAAGGCAAAGCUGUGGAAAAUGUUUUCAUCGCGGGUUUUUAACCGUGGCAACGUUCAGAAACAAUGCAGCCCGUUAGCUAGCGGCUCUCCUUGGUGAGGGUGGCACUGCAAUAUACGAAUGCUUCAGGUACAUUUCAUCGCGAAGAGGGUCACGAUAUGGUCAUUUAUCUUAAAUGUUCAAGUGUCAUGUUUGCUUCCACCUCCUUCAUAUUGGUGUCACAAUGUAACCCGGCGCGAGACUCAGCAUGCCGUUGUGUUGGAGUCCAAUGCUCCACAUCAGCCGAGUUAUGACGGUACAUCUGGGCAAGCAUCAUGGCACACAACACUACCACCUCUUCCGUUCUCGGAGCCACAGGAGAGGCUCUCCAGUAUUCAUGUGAGGAAACAUGACCCUGGUGGGAAAGCAGCAGCUCUAACAUUGCUUCACAUGGAUGGUAUGAUGGAAGUCAUGGGGCCCACAGUGUUUUGUGCAGAGGGCCCACUCUCUUCUUCAGCUCCUGCUGAUCCAUGGGGACACUCCUUUUACACUUUGUUUACCUACAUGACAAACAUCUUGCACGUGCGGAGCCGCAGAAGCACACUCACCAGAUACAACCUGGGCCACACUCUUCCUCAGAUUCAGAGCGUGCCCCCUCCAGCUGCAUUUGGGGUUAAAUUUCACAAGUGUGCACAGGUGAAGCUUGACACGGAUCCACCUCAGCUGACAUUCUCCCUGCUGAUUCAUAACAUGGGCCCAGUGGGUGGCACCAACUUGUCUCAGGUGGCUAUCCGGGACUCCAUAUCUGGAAUAGUACCCCUAAAAACUGAAGGCAGGGUGGUGGAAAGAGGCUACCAGACAUUUGCCAUUGAUUCACUGUCUGCUGGAUCCCAGGUUGUUGUCAACUAUACUGCUCACAUAAGGAGUCAUAAGAGUGAAGUCCUGGACCUUCCAGCUUUUCUCACCUUCUCUAACGCCUCACAGAAUGAUGUCAGUAUGUUCGGUCCACUGACAGCUAAUCUUACUUUGAGGGUGAAUUCCACUGACAGAAUUUAUCCUAACCAUGGGGUCCAUUUUGCUGGAUUUGUUGUGGGGUUCUUGGUCACAUUGGUGCUGCUGUCACUGGGAUUUCUGGCCUUGAACCUGAUAGGUCCCAGAACCAGGCUAAACCUUCUUCAGCAAAGGAGAAAGAGAGCUGAUUCAGACCCAGAGUAUGCAGACUGCAACAUGAGUGAGACGGUAAAAGAUGAGGCAACAUUUGAAGACAAAAUGGUGGACACUAUGGUGCUGGAGGAUCCCCAGAACAUGUACCAGGCUUUGGAAAACCUUGAAAUGUCUACUCUGCUGCGUGCCACCAAUAACCUGGAGGCCUCCCGGAUUCAGAUCUAUAAGGACAUGAUGUCCUCCCUGCUGGGUGGCCUGCGGUCCCGGGGCCAGGCCAGUGUCCAGGCCCAGCAGAGGCUCCUCAGUGUGCUCCAUGGACAGCUGCUGGGUAUGGAGGGUCGGCUGAAGGAGGAGCGAGGGGCCCGCAUGGCUGCUCUGGCCGACCGGUGUAACCUAGAGACUCGCGAAGAGAUGGAGGCAGAGCACCGCAGAGAAGCUGCUGAGAAGGCCCAGGCUGAGCUGCUGUGCCAGCAUGCAGACCAACAGGAGCUCCUCCACUGCAGCGUCCUCCUGGAGAAGUUGCACAAGCUCAGCCAGAGUCAGCUCCAGCGCAUCCUGCUGGUCCGACAUGAAGAAGCCUCGGCGAAGGUCCAGAGGGAGAUCAUCGAGUGGCGCCGGGUGGAGCUGCACAAGAUUUUCUCUGAGGAAGUGGAGGAGGCCACCAGGAUGGGCGAGUUGGAGAAGAGCACAGCCAAGAGCCUUCAGCACGAUUACUUUGCCUGUCAAGAUCAGCUAGAGGAGGUGCUGGAUGUGGUCCUUGCCAACCAGCGCUAUGUGCUAGCUGAACGCCAUGCUCAGAGAAAGUUCUUGGUGCACAGCCUUCACAGCCUCAACAGCCUGAUUUCUGACACCUUCUCUAGCACCUCCAGCAAUUUAGACAGCUGGUUUACUCACAUCAGGAGAGGGAGCAUCAUACCUUCAGAGCAGAUAGACCAGCUCCAGGAGACAGCCCAGAAAGAGCUGGUGAUGGUGAGGCAGAGACUGGAUGAGGCACUGAGCCAGGAGAGGAGAGCCAUGCGCUGUGGACUGAUUAAGAAGAGGCGGGAGCUCAUCUCUGACAUGCUGCGGGUCCACAAACAGAGACAGAAGGAUCUGUCAGGUCUGUCCAAGGGUCUGGAGGGAAGGAUAGAUGUAGACCAGCACCUGCACUGUUGGCAGAGCUUACUGACAGCUCACAGUUUGGAGCUAGCAGAGCUCAUCAACAACCUGGAUGAGGAGGCUGCCGCUGACAUCCGCAAGGUGACCAUGCGUGUGAUCCAGGGUGCCAUAACAGAAGUAAAAGCCAUCCAGCCCUCUGCAACCCAGGCCCUGCUAGCACUCUUACCUACAGGGGCGCAACGCUCGGUGCUACUGCAGGUAGAACCAGAGGCGGGACAAGGAGCAAGCACUCUUCUGCAAGGCCAGGAAAAGUUGCACCAGGAAGGCAAGGCGGCCUUACGCACCCUCAGCUGCACCAGGGAGGCUCUGCAGAAAGCCAUGGAGAAUGAGCUGCAGGUGCAGAGGGAGCUCAGGGCGCGCUGCAGAGCUUUCUUCAGUUGUUUAUGUUCAUCCCAGUUAACUCUGUGCGAAGACGACCGGCUCAGGAUGAAACUAGAGUUCCAGAAGUGUCUCUCUGUGAUGGACCGCUGCCUGGUGCUGCCUCACGCUGUCUCCAGAACCAAGCUCCACACUGCUCUGGCAGCUUGGAGAAAGGAGAGCGAGCCACAGAUGAUGAAUAUGCUAUCCAAGGGGAAAACCAGCGAGGCCAGACAGAAAACAGGCACAUCUGAGCUGCUGCUUUUCCAAAAAAGGCUCGAGGACAGAAUCCAACUGUUUGAGAAGGAGAAGGAGAUGGAGAGUGGUGUCAUGAACAAAGUAAUGGAGGAGAUGCAGUUGGAGAGAGAGGAUGAUUUGCGCUCUCAGGCUGACAGCCUGGCCAUGCAGAUGGCCACCAUCCACUACCAGAAGGCUGAGAGGAGGACCAAAGUCUUGGAGACCUCCAGAGCAAUGCUCACUCUGCACAGCCUGCUCAUUCAGCAGCUGCGGGAAAGAAAGAGCCUGGAGAGACAAGACAUGGCCCAGAGUAUACAGAGCCACUGCUUGGGCCUAGAAGAAGCAGAACAACAGCUUCAGAAGGAGAGGACAGAGUUGGCCAUCCUGCAAAUGUCUCAGUGCAGACUCAGGUCAAAUCCAACGCAGAGAGAGGGCUUUGAUGAGGGCGAGGAGGAAAGCAAGGAGGAGCGGCUGUUUCAGCUGCAGCAGGAUUGCAGGAUGACGUCCAUCCUCCAGGAGGCACUGUACAAGUGUGAAGAGGUCAUCGCACUGUUGGCUGAGAGGUCUCAAGAAAUGACUGCCAACAGUCAAGCCAUGGAAGAUUUAAAAGAACAAACGGGGCUCAGGAGACUUUAUGCAAACUGUGACCAGGAUCUGGAGUUUGCGUCUCAGCUGGUGAAGCAGAGUCAGGUGUCUGCCGAGGUUCUCCUGGAGGCCCUGCGUCUCCUCCUGCCCACACUGCCUGAAAGUGAACUCCUUUCCAUCACCGAUGCCCUCUGCCCCAAACAGCACCCUGUUUCAUCAUCUGCAGAGCAGGAACAUGCAGGGUGUGCUGGGGGGUGGAACAGACUUCUUCCCAUCAAACUGAGAGAAGACGUGGUGCAUAAAAAUAUGCUAAAUAUGCCGAGCUGCACUGUGGAACGAGAGAGACUCCAGGAAAAGAGGCAAAGUCUGAUGGAAAAACUGCUCCCCAGAUCCCGUCUCUCGGUUUCAAGAGAUGUUGCCCCACUGCUGGUUGAAGAGGAAGGAAAGGAGGCGAGUUUUACUAAAGCACAGCAGCAUAUUUAUAAGUCAAGCACGGUUACACAGCAGCACAGUGCCACUGCAAAGCAAAGGGCCGUGGACACACAGAAUGAAACUUUACACAGCACAGCAGAGGAGUAUGCGACGCAGCGUCACACUGGAGAAAGGCUCUUUGUGUUUCGGGAUCCACCUGAAUCAUGUGACCGCGUGGAUGCUCCUAAAAAAAAGAAGAAGAACUUCCUCAAUCUGAAGAAAUGCUCAGUGGCUCCAACAAACCUACCUUGAGAUUUACAAACAUUGUGUUUUUAUGCUGAUAUAUGAUCAUACUAAUAUCCAAAAUAAACUGGUAGUUGUACGAUGUAGCAAAAGGUUUUCUGUGCCUUUCUGAAUGUAUGUAAGUAAGUUUUAUGUAAAGGCAGCUGAUUUGUCUCCAGAGUUGUUUCCUUGCUUCAUACAAGUGUUGCACCAGUUCAUCACUUACAAUGCUCUUGUCUAGAAUGGAUGUCUUUUAAAGUACAGAUUUACUGAAAAGGUUAAACUUUACAGAUUAGUUUUUUUUCCUUUUCCUUUAUGUAGUCUCAGUGUGUACAACAUUAGUGUCAAAGACUCUUAAUCAUGUGAAAAACUGCAGAUAUUGGGAUAUUUUGUGGUUUGAUGUAAAGAUGGUAAACAUUGAAAAUGCACAGGCACAUGAAAUGUUGAAUCUUUGAUGUGCAACAGUUGAAACUCAUUUUGUAAAAUAAACACUUUUGUGU
Molecule: messenger RNA, 4813 nt
Organism: Chelmon rostratus (copperband butterflyfish)
Lineage: Eukaryota; Metazoa; Chordata; Actinopteri; Chaetodontiformes; Chaetodontidae
Product: limbin-like
Exons: 23
Coding region: 261-4343 (1360 amino acids)
Biological process (GO): smoothened signaling pathway
Cellular component (GO): ciliary membrane; plasma membrane protein complex
Source: RefSeq, a predicted model, not a curated record